AUGCCCCAAAACUUUGUAAAGAUGUCACUAGACAUACGCCGCCCCUUCAACCCCCAGGUGGGGAAUUAUAUGUUGUUCAUGAACCCAAUGGUGGCAGACCAAAAUUCCCCCUUGACGAACUCUUCAAGACUAAUUCAUCUAAUAAACCCACCCAACAGGAACAGAGCCAUGAACUUAAUAAUAUGGAACUGUAGGGUGCCAACGGGUAGGACUUUAGGCAUAACUUUAGGUCUUUGGUGGACUGGCACAAGCAUCAUACGGUGGCUUUGUUGGAAACCAAAAUGCAAAACCACUUGCUACUUCUCAAUGACAUCUCCUUCAACUGAGUCAUUGAAGUCCCCGCUGUUGGAAAUUUUGGUGGGCUUGCCGUUCUAUGGGAUGACUCGUUGCUGGACCUUGAUGAAGUUGCUACUACGGAUCAGGAGAUUCAUGAUAUUGUCAUGGGGUCUGCUUCGGAGGCUGGGGGAUCCUCAGGUCAUCCAUGAAGGACGAGGGACAAACAAAGCUGCGGAUAGACUAGCAAAGGAGGGCAGACGGAUUAAAUCGCAACCCUUUUUGAAGAAUGGACAGUUCCCCUGUUGUUUAUCUGUAGAACCAUUCAAGUAGACAAGGAGGGAACUUCUUUUGAUGUAUCUAAUAGGCCUGUAGCCACGGAUAGUAGUAGCUCUAGUACUUGUAAUGCCGAACUAACUCCUUUUAUGUACUCCACAGCUUUGCUAUGAUGCAUAUCUAAUAAAUCAAAGUAUCUCUUUUUAACCCAAAAAAGAAAAAAAAACA
Capsicum annuum is the source of this 777-nucleotide messenger RNA. RefSeq lists its product as uncharacterized. The transcript is spliced from 2 exons. Bases 1 to 606 code for a protein of 201 amino acids. NCBI's taxonomy places the organism in Eukaryota, Viridiplantae, Streptophyta, Magnoliopsida, Solanales, Solanaceae. The record is from RefSeq and is a predicted model, not a curated record.